CGCCCUCGGCGCAGCCGCAGUCCACGGAGAACUUUGCUUCAUUCAGCGGGCAGCGCCGACAGGAAGCGGCGGCGGAGGCGCGAUGAGUGCAUUCUCCGACCCCGUGGUCAUCGUUUCGGCUGCGCGGACUGCUAUAGGCUCCUUCAACGGGGCGCUGUCCUCCGCGCCCGUACACGACCUGGGCUCAGCUGUCAUCCGAGAAGUCCUGAAGCGGGCCGCGCUGGCCCCCGGAGACGUCUCCGAGGUCAUCUUUGGACACGUUUUGUCGGCAGGUUCUGGGCAGAAUCCCGUUCGACAAGCCAGUGUAAGUGCCGGGAUUCCUUACUCUGUCCCAGCAUGGAGCUGCCAGAUGAUCUGUGGGUCAGGCCUUAAAGCCGUGUGCCUUGCAGCCCAGUCCAUAGGGAUUGGUGACUCGAGUAUUGUGGUUGCAGGAGGCAUGGAAAGUAUGAGCAAGGCUCCUCACUUGGUUCACUUAAGAACAGGAAUGAAGAUUGGUGAGAUGCCAUUACGUGACAGUAUACUUUGUGAUGGUCUUACAGAUGCCUUUCACAACUACCAUAUGGGUGUGACUGCUGAAAAUGUAGCCAAAAAAUGGCAAGUGAGUAGAGAAGCUCAAGACAAGGCUGCUGUUCUGUCUCAGAACAGGACAGAGAGUGCACAGAAGGCCGGCCACUUUGACAAAGAGAUUGUACCAGUUUUUGUGUCAUCUAGAAAAGGCCUCACUGAAGUUAAAGUAGAUGAGUACCCUCGCCAUGGGAGUAACCUUGAAGCUGUGUCCAAGCUAAAGCCUUAUUUUCUCACAGACGGGACAGGAACAGUCACUGCAGCUAAUGCUUCAGGAAUAAAUGAUGGUGCUGCAGCUGUGGUUCUUAUGAAAAAGUCAGAAGCUGAUAAUCGUGGACUUACACCUUUAGCACAGAUUGUUUCCUGGUCACAAGCAGGCGUGGAGCCUUCCCUUAUGGGAACAGGACCAAUUCCAGCUAUAAAGCAAGCUGUUGCAAAAGCAGGCUGGUCUCUGGAGGAUGUUGAUGUAUUUGAAAUCAAUGAAGCCUAUGCAGCACUCUCUGUUGCAGUAACUAAAGAACUUGGAUUAAACCCAGACAAGGUCAACAUUGAAGGAGGGGCAAUAGCUCUGGGUCAUCCUCUAGGAGCAUCUGGCUGUCGGAUUCUUGUGACCCUGUUACACACACUUGAGAGAAUGGAUGGAAGGCGUGGUGUUGCGGCCCUGUGCAUUGGGGGUGGAAUGGGAAUAGCAAUGUGUGUUCAGAGAGGAUAAAUGGCUGAAGAGCAAUCACAAAGCUGGAUGUGGUGGUGCGCACCUGUCAUACUAGCACUUGGCAGGCUGAGACAGGACCACCACCAGCUCCAGGACAGCCUGAACUACAUACACAGCGAGACCCUGUCUCAAAAGAAAAACACCCAGUAACCACACUCACUCUAAACUUAAAUCUCAUUUCUUUUUAAACUAAUAAAGUACAGCACAGUAAUGUGGAACUGAAGGACCAAAGUCAAGGAGAAAACCAUCUUCUACUUCACAGAAAUAGAAACUGUCAGCUUGCUGUACUUUAAUGUGUAAUACUCAAGCCACAAGACAUUCCAUCCAAAAGUAUUAUAAAUUAAAUUAAACAGAAAUCACAUCAGUCGUUAAGGGCUCCAGAAUGAACAGCGUCUUCAUAACCGCCAUGCUUAUCAUCUUUGCCUUCUGGGUGUAAUUUAAUCAGGUCAUCAAUUCGGAGAAUGGUAAUUGCAGCUUCUGUUGCAAAUUUCAAGCUCUUUACUUUAACUAUGGUCGGUUCAAACACCCCUGCUUGUUUGUUGUCUCUCGGUUUACCAUUGAUCAAAUCAAGACCAAUCCUGCAAUGAAGGAAAAAAACUGGGUACAUGAUCUCUUACAGGUUAAGCAGCCCAUUAAUUCUUGCUAUUUCUGAGAAAUGUUUAUGACUGCAGUAGUUAAUUAAGAUGUGUUAUGUAAUGUACCAGCGCCCCACAAUGGAUGUUAACUGGAUGUACUACAAAAAUGCACUAAUAAAAAAUUAACGAUA
Messenger RNA from Chinchilla lanigera (long-tailed chinchilla), 2042 nucleotides. RefSeq names its product acetyl-CoA acetyltransferase 2 (gene Acat2). Gene Ontology annotation, molecular function: acetyl-CoA C-acetyltransferase activity. Gene Ontology annotation, biological process: fatty acid beta-oxidation. Bases 83 to 1276 code for a protein of 397 amino acids. The transcript is spliced from 9 exons. The record is from RefSeq and is a predicted model, not a curated record. Lineage: Eukaryota; Metazoa; Chordata; Mammalia; Rodentia; Chinchillidae.